This is a messenger RNA of Umbelopsis ramanniana AG, 858 nucleotides long. RefSeq lists its product as uncharacterized. Lineage: Eukaryota; Fungi; Mucoromycota; Umbelopsidomycetes; Umbelopsidales; Umbelopsidaceae. The transcript is spliced from 4 exons. Gene Ontology annotation, molecular function: protein kinase activity; protein serine/threonine kinase activator activity; ATP binding. The record is from RefSeq and is a predicted model, not a curated record. The annotation marks the transcript as partial. Gene Ontology annotation, biological process: protein phosphorylation.
GAUGAUGUGCCUGUGUUCAGUGUCAAUAUUCAUGACUACGAAUUGCAUUCUCCAAUAGGCUAUGGUGCAACUGCAACCGUCACUUUGGCAACCUAUCGUAAAUACUACCAAGUUGCGAUUAAGAUGGUUGAUAUGGACCAGUUCGAGCAAUCUCAAAUCGAUGAGUUGCGCAGAGAGAUUCAGAUCAUGAGCCUGUGUCGCCAUGAUAACGUUUUGCCUAUUCAUCGUAGCUUUAUGCAUGAUAGUAAGCUGUGCAUCGUCACGCCGGUCAUGACCGCAGGCUCGUGCCAUGAUGUCUUGAGAAAAUACAGAAAGGGAUUAGAAGAGCCUGUCAUUGCCUGUAUCAUCAAGCAAGCUCUUCGUGGGCUAUGCUAUCUUCAUAGGAACAAUCUGAUCCAUCGUGAUGUUAAGGCUGCCAAUCUACUCAUCAACCGCGAAACAGGCAACGUUCGGCUUGCCGAUUUUGGUGUCAGUGGUAGUCUCCUAGAGUGUGAGAGUCGUAGACUUCGCAAUUCCUUUGUUGGCACACCUGCAUGGAUGGCACCGGAAAUCGUGGAUGGCAAUGGGUAUGAUCACCAGGUCGAUAUCUGGUCGUUAGCAAUUACUGCUCUGGAACUUGCCUAUGGUCACGCUCCAAACUCAAAGUAUUCCCCCAUGAAAGUAUUAAUAUCUACUUUGCGUGAUGCGCCACCCAUCCUGGACCCCACCCAAUGCAGCCAUGAAUAUACCUCUUGUUUUGCUCAAUUUGUUCAAUUGUGUCUUAACAAGGAUCCACUAAUGCGACCCAGUGCAUUUGAAUUGAUGAAACAUCCAUUCAUUACCAGGGCUCCUCCGCCUGAGUAUCUUGUAAACAACAUC